Messenger RNA from Alternaria conjuncta, 1236 nucleotides. RefSeq lists its product as uncharacterized. Bases 1 to 1236 code for a protein of 411 amino acids. The record is from RefSeq and is a predicted model, not a curated record. NCBI's taxonomy places the organism in Eukaryota, Fungi, Ascomycota, Dothideomycetes, Pleosporales, Pleosporaceae. The transcript has a single exon.
AUGAGGAUCGAGCAUCCUAAAGUAUCACUCCUCGGCGUGGACUGGCUAAACAUCCUUGGUGUCGGCCAAUCCAAUAUUGGAGGGGAAGGCUACCCACCAUGGGACUGGGCGCUCGGCAUGUCCGCUUCUCUCGCGUUCACCGGCUUAACGCAUGUUGUGUCCACGGUAAAGGAAACGCAGAAAGGCUGGAGGCAUGUGUAUAGUUACCGGCUGGACGGAGAUUCAUGGAAGCGCUGGACUGCACUCAAUACCGAUUUCGGCCUAUCAAAUGGGUCAGUCGAGACGGCCUCCGCAGACGAUGAGCAAGUAACCAGUGUCUACGACUGGCUCAAGAACACGGACCAUCAGCCAACAUCUUCAUCGAUCGGUUGGACCGGUAACCUGACGCUCGUACUGCCAGUACUGAACACUGUCUGCACGCCAAUGGAGUCAUUGAACCCGGAGGCGUCAAUCGUUGUGCGGCCGCCAGCUAGGAACGAAUCGUCGGAAGCCGUGAUCAUGACCGAUUUUGGACCAGUCCCAUCCCUAGGCUUUGCCGGUGCCACUUGUUCCAGCUUAUUCCGACAUGGAUUAUACGCAGUCAAUGUGUGGAUCGUGGAUAGGGAAAGUCCCGACCUUAGCUUCAACCAUUACGGUGCUGAAUUGAACCAGAAGAUCGUUUACGGCCGCGCAACUGCAAGCGACUUUGAUGUUGCCAAUGGAGUAGGUAUGCAGGCACGGGACGUCAUGCCGAGGCUUGAGCUAUUGGUUCCAUCAACAAGAUUGCUGCCGCAAUUCCUAUUGAUGAGUCGCAACCUACAGGCAAUCGAUCCACUUGUGAACUCCGACGCCAUGGGCCUGUCGAUCGUCAUGGGGAUCCUGUUCCAGAACAUACUCAGCAUGAGCAACAAGUACUGGUCUCCUCUUCCGUCGUCUCUGCCUUCCCAAUCGGAAGAUAAGAUUGUAUCCUAUCCCAUUCAAUGGCAACUGUACGGGUCCAGUCCGCGUCUGAGCUGGGAGUGGGUAGCCGUUGCCGUCCUCGCGAUCGUACUGUUGUCGUCUUGCUUUGGCAUAUAUCAAACACUGCGGUACUGGAUGGCACCGGGUCCGUGGGUGCAGCUUGAUGGUAUAAUGAUGAUUGCGCAGCGAAGCCCGAAGCUUGAGGGUAUUGGAGAUGAGGAAACGGCGCGGAAAAGGAUUUACUCAGUAGAAGAGAAUGGGAGUGGGGUAUUGAUACUCAAGAGUAGAGCAGGGUAG